Molecule: messenger RNA, 1584 nt
Organism: Patella vulgata (common limpet)
Lineage: Eukaryota; Metazoa; Mollusca; Gastropoda; Patellidae
Exons: 7
Coding region: 99-1562 (487 amino acids)
Source: RefSeq, a predicted model, not a curated record
GUUGUGUAUGACUCAUAUGUUACGCAAUAACCAAAUAUCGUCUAUAAAUACUUCAAAUCUGUCACUGGACGUUCAGAUGAAUAAAAACAGGAGUUAGAAUGUUGUUUUCGAUUAUAUUAGUCCUUCAGAUAUUCGCUAUAGUGUCAAACCAAGACAUCAAUGAAGACGAAAGAACAAUAUUACAAGCAGCAUACAAGAAUACGUUAGAAAAUCUGGAACAGGCAGAGCAUUAUAUUAAAGAAACCAAGAAGAGCUUAGAAUCUUUAAGUGAACUCUUAAAAGGAGACACCGCUACUUCAAAGGAAGAUGUAAACAAAGUUGAGGAUGACAAGAUUGAUAUGACGGAUGUUUAUAAGAUACUUGAUAGUAAAAAUGUACGGGAAAGAAUCGAUCAACAAAAACGACCAGAACAUGCUACUGGUACGGGUACAGAUUUUCUUAGUAAAGUCCUGGGAUCCACCUACAAAAGAUUACAAGAGGAGAAAUCUGAGAUUGGUGUUAGCGGAUUUAAAAUACGGUUCGUGAAUGAUGAAAACAGAGAUUAUUUCAUUGCGUGUAUUGAAUUUGACGUAGAUGAUAUUUACCAAGAUUUGGUCAUAAAGUCAUACAUAAGAAUACAGAAUGAAUUUGUAAUUAUCUUUCCAGAAUGGUGUGGGUCAGGUGUUUGCCUACUACAACAGAGAGAGUGGCGUCGUCAUAAACUAAUUUUAGUACUGAGAAAGUCCAUGGUAUCAACUGACCCAGGCAGCAUUCUUAUGAUGACUUACGUUACUAUGAGCAAGGCAGACGAUUUAUUCUUUCAUUUAAUUAUUCCACAAGACAAAAAUUUAUCGUCAUACAAGAAUGCUAAACAAGAGUUGGUUCCAAGUUACGAUAUACAAUACGCCAACCAAUCAACAAUAGUUUAUAAUCCAAGUGAUUAUCUUGACGAUAUACAUCUGUUCACAAAAAUAGAGUCAGUAACCGCCAAUUUGACUUCUGUCUAUUCAUCAACCAACUUUUAUACCAACGAAUCCGUUUCAAUUUCCAAUGAAACUGACGAAAAUUCCAUUACAUCAUCUUCUGCAAUGGCAAUUAUUGAUAAUUCUUUUGACCUAUCCGACCCCCUUACUAACAAUGGUAUAUAUUCCAAUACUAUUCGAUUUAGGUCACGUGAUGAUGCUUUUAUAGACUGGUCACUCUAUAUAAACAGGGUGUAUAGAGUUUUCCCCGAAAAUCAAUCGAAGCCAAAAGCAUUGUCGAAAACAGCUAUGAAAUGUUAUAAUACAGCACAACCAAUAUCUGUGAAGCUCGGAGCAGCUAUUUCUGUGGAGUGCAGAGUGAUUGGUAUGACUAGUCCCGAAAUAAAGGUGUAUCAAUUGAGAAGCCCAAACGGGCCGAGGUCGAAUGAUUUUUCUGGUUUUUAUAUUUUGAAAUAUACAAACGAGUUUGCGUCAUCUAUAAUAAUGACAACAUAUAGCGUACAACUUGAAGAUGAAGGGGAAUACUACAUCACUGCAGGUUCCAACGACAUGUAUCUGUCAGAAUCCUUCAGACUGAAUGUGACCGAAGAAGAGGAUUAAAAUAAAAAAAUAUAAAAAUGAC